Racocetra fulgida is the source of this 604-nucleotide messenger RNA. NCBI's taxonomy places the organism in Eukaryota, Fungi, Glomeromycota, Glomeromycetes, Diversisporales, Gigasporaceae. The record is from the annotation of a GenBank genome assembly.
CACCAAAAAUAAUAGAAAUUACAGUUUUAAAGUACAAAAUCAAACUGUUUUCAAACCUGAUAUUUUGCCAACUCAAGCUUCAAGCACCAAAAAUAAUACAUAUCGAUACAAUUUUCAAAAUCGAAUCGGCAAUAAUAAAGAGGAAAUAAAUAGAGAAGAAUAUCAAACUGACGCAUCUAGUCUAUUAAAUUAUACUCUUGUCAAGUUGAAUGCUAUUGAUAAAUUUAUCAAAUUCCUAAAAAAUGAAACUCGUCAUAUUAACGUUGAUUUUUUACACCAAUACGAAAAUAUACGUGAUUUACGACAAGAUAUAGAUAUAAAAUAUUGUGAUUCAUCAGUUCAAAAUUAUGAAGUUGAAAACGCAGAUGAGAGUGUGAAUGAAAACACAGAUGAGAGUGAAAAUUAUAUUACCUAUGAAGAAAAAAUAUAUACUACUGAUAAAUUUAUCAAAUUCCUAAAAAAAGACACUCAUUAUAUUGACGAUGAUUUUUCACACCAAUUCGAAAAUAUAUGUGAAGAUAUUCAUGCUUUACAACGAGACAUAAAAGAUGUAAAAUAUGGAAGGGACCAUAAUAUUUAUGGUGGUGUCCAUUGUAUUGAUGGG